GAUGUCUCAACUGCUUAGGGAAGGGAUACUGGUGAUUCUUUUGAGUCUUCCUUAGGGUUAGCUUAUGGUUACAUCAUCUUUGUGAUCAUCUGCAUAGAAGAGAAACUCAAAUAAAUAUGGCGGGUCGUAGAGGAGACAGACUCCAUCAAGUCCGCGGAUGUAGAAUAGCGAUCGCCAUCCUCGUCGGAAUCCUCAUCGGCUGCAUCUGCACCGUCUUGUUCCCAGAUGGCUUCUUCAACUCGGGAUCAUCUUUUACAGUAAACGAGCAACGCCUUUCGCAAUCAACGACCUCUUCUAAGGUUGGACAGGCUUCAUGUGAGUCGUCUGAACGGGUCAAAAUGCUCAAAUCAGAUUUUGCAUUGAUCUCUGCAAAGAACGCCCAGUUGAGGAAGCAGGUCAGAGAGCUUACGGAAAAGGUACGGUUAGCUGAACAAGAUAGAGAGAAUGCAAGGAAACAAGUCUUAGUUUUGGGAACUGAGAUCAAGGCUGGAGCUUUUGGAACCGUCAAGAGUCUCAGAACUAACCCAACCGUGAUCCCUGACGAGUCUGUUAACCCAAGACUAGCAAAGCUAUUAGAGAAAGUAGCUGUUAAUAAAGAGAUCAUUGUGGUUCUUGCAAAUUCAAAUGUGAAACCAAUGUUGGAGUUGCAGAUCGCUAGUGUAAAGAGAGUGGGUAUACAGAACUACCUGGUUGUCGCGUUGGAUGAUUCCAUAGAAAAGUUCUGUCAAUCCAACCAAGUUGCGUAUUACACUAGAGAUCCAGAUAAAGCGGUGGACCUGGUUGGGAAAAGCGGAGGCAGUCACGCUGUCUCAGGGCUGAAGUUCCGCGUCUUGAGGGAGUUCUUGCAGCUUGGUUAUAGUGUUCUUCUCUCGGAUGUGGACAUUGUCUUUCUUCAGAACCCUUUUGGUCAUCUCUACAGAGACUCUGACGUAGAGUCCAUGAGCGAUGGCCAUGACAAUAGCACAGCUUAUGGGUUCGACAACGGGUUUGAUGAACCAUCCAUGGGAUGGGCUAGGUAUGCUCACACGAUGAGGAUAUGGGUUUUCAACUCCGGCUUCUUCUACCUUAGACCAACUCUUCCUUCAAUCGAGCUACUCGAUCGCGUGGCAGACACGCUCUCCAAGGAAGAUGCAUGGGACCAAGCGGUUUUUAAUGAGCAACUCUUUUACCCUUCGCAUCCCGGGUACACUGGCUUACACGCUUCAAAGAGAGUGAUGGAUAUGUACGAGUUCAUGAACAGUAAGGUCCUUUUCAAGACUGUGAGAAAGAAUCGUGAACUGAAGAAAUUGAAGCCGGUGAUUGUUCAUCUGAACUACCAUCCGGAUAAACUCGACCGAAUGCAAGCCGUGGUGGAGUUUUAUGUUAAUGGCAAACAAGACGCCCUUGAUAGCUUCCCAGAUGGUUCUGAACGAUAGAGAUAUGAAUGCUUGUUACGCAAGGUAUCAAAAAAGAGAGAGAGAGAGAGAGAGAGAGAGAGGAAGAAGACAAAGAGAGUGUAAGGUUUUGGACUUAUCUGUGUUUUAUCCACAACAAAAGAAGACGUUUAGACUCUUCUCUGUAAUAACGCAAACAUCCCUUUUGUUUGUGGUUUCAAAUCAAGUGAAACCCCACACUUACCCUGUCUUGUUUUUUUCUGAAGGAUUUGUUUCAGCCUUGUCUUUCCUCUGUAUUGUAUUCCUCUCAGAGCAGUUCUCUGUUUUUUGC
This is a messenger RNA of Raphanus sativus (radish), 1704 nucleotides long. Its product is annotated as arabinosyltransferase RRA2. The record is from RefSeq and is a predicted model, not a curated record. The coding region runs from base 117 to 1415 and encodes 432 amino acids. Gene Ontology annotation, biological process: root hair cell development. Gene Ontology annotation, molecular function: glycosyltransferase activity. The transcript has 3 exons. NCBI's taxonomy places the organism in Eukaryota, Viridiplantae, Streptophyta, Magnoliopsida, Brassicales, Brassicaceae.